GAGACGCAUUGCCACGUGGAGAGCCCAGCUGGCAGGGACCAAGCUGCUGCUGCCGCUGGGAGCUGAGAGGCUGCGGGUAGCUGCUAGCCGUGGGCUGUGGAGCGCAUCCUCUCACUGCUGAGUGCUCAAAUCUCCUCCGGGACAGGCUGACCUCUCUCCUCAGGCGCUAUACGGCAGGCAAGCACCCUCCCACUCACCUCUGCUUCCUUUCUCUUGUCCCCAGAGCUGCGACUGCCUUGGCCAUGCGCAUCCUGCCUCUCCUCUGUGCCCUUCUCGUCCUGAUGCUUCAGGGAGCAGCAGGGCUGUCCCUCGCUGGAGGAUUGCCCCAGCACUGUGAGCGCCGUGGGGGCUUCUGCUCUCCCAAGUCAUGCCCCCCGGGGAUCGGUCGCAUUGGCAUUUGCUCUGAGCAAGACUUAUGCUGUCGGAGGUAG
Pogoniulus pusillus (Red-fronted tinkerbird) is the source of this 431-nucleotide messenger RNA. RefSeq names its product gallinacin-5-like. Gene Ontology annotation, cellular component: extracellular region. NCBI's taxonomy places the organism in Eukaryota, Metazoa, Chordata, Aves, Piciformes, Lybiidae. Gene Ontology annotation, molecular function: chemoattractant activity; CCR6 chemokine receptor binding. Bases 243 to 431 code for a protein of 62 amino acids. The transcript is spliced from 2 exons. The record is from RefSeq and is a predicted model, not a curated record. Gene Ontology annotation, biological process: cell chemotaxis; defense response to bacterium.